AAUCGACAGCGAUUGUGUAGAGUAUGUGACAGAGGCCCCGAAGGAAACAACUUGAAAAGCCAAAAACGCGUAACAUCAGCUCCACCAUUUCGCUGUCGAUGUCGAUAUUGUGGAAGCUCUCGCCGAGCUGUGAGGAAAAUCGUGAAAUCGAGGAAAAUUCUUGUGAACAGCUCUUGAAAAGUCUGUGUGUUGCGGGCGUCUGAGUGGAAACGAAAAAAAAAAAAAUUUAUCUUGGAUUCGAAGCGUUGCAAUUGUAAUUCUAGAUCGGAAAAUUGUUAUCGCGUGAACAGGAGCAAAGACGCUUUUCUUGAUUGUGAAAAAAAAAAUGGAAAUGAAAAUUCACCAGAACGUCGUCGAUAUCAACAGAGAAAGUAGCGUGCAAUAGGUUCCGUUUUAUGUCCUUCAGAUAGUGAUAGUGAAAAUCCGAGAUUCAUAUGUCCAUUUCCUCUAAAAAUUUUCACGUCCGCUAGAUGCAGUGAUUUGUAUUAAUUUCCCUGGCAGCAAGUUGAGUGGAAAAUUCAAAGUGAAAAGAAGAAAUUGUCUGCAGUUUAUGACAUGAAGUAGAGUGAGAAGAAAGCUUAGGUGAAAAUUCGUAUUGGAGAAAAAUUCUUUUGAAGUUUGUUUAGCUCUAAAAAUAUGCAGGAAAAAUCAGUGACGUGUUUUUAUGUUUGUUGUUGUUCUGGCGACUUCUCUGUGUAACUCUUCAGAAAGUUUCUUGCCUGCAAAGAACAAUUUCCUUCGUCCUUCCAGAAACGUAAGACCCGCCAAGGCCCAGGAUAAUUCAAGAUAAAAAUUAAUAUCGGAAAAUGGAAAAUCUUAUCUAGAGUGAACAAAAAAAAGGAUACGAAAGCUUCCCUCCUGUUGGCAUUUUCACUUCCCAGAAUGCUAUUCCUGUGGAUAUGGUAAAUUCAAUUAUUCCCAAGUGGAAAAAUAUUAAGGGUGUCCUUGUUGUAUGCGUGAGAGGUUUUUCAUCUGUGCAGAGGCUAUACUGUGCGCUAUGCUAGGCUGAGACUCUUAAGGACACGGAAAGAGAAAGAAAGGACUAGCCUUCGAGACGCGCCUGUAUUCGGAAUUGUUUACUGGUCUACGUGCGAGGUACAACAGGAUACCCACACUUCCACUGUUGUCGUCGCGAAUAAAUCAGAAGUUUGAGCCAGUCACCAUCAGCUGCACAUUCCCCUCGGAAAAGCUCAAUAAGCAGAUUUGGCGGGAAAAUGAUUUGUUGAUAAAAAUGUCUGGGAAUUAAAUCUGUUCAAUUCGAGAAUUUACCAAAAGGAUUAGCAGAGUUAAAUGCAAUCCGAAUAAUCAAUAAGGAUUUGAGUUAUCAAAUCAGGAUUACAAAGUUGAAUCUUAUCUUUUUGAAAAUAAGAUCCAUUGGAAGAUUCUAGUGAGAUUGUGCUCUUGACUGGAGUUUCGAGACGAUUUUUCCGUGAACUGAUUAACCAAUAAUUGAAUUGAGUAGGAAGAAUGGGAAACGUGUGCAGUUCUGGACAAAAGAAAAAGGAUAAAGAUGACGCCUCAGAGAAAUCAGAAGAAUCACCAUCCUAUCAACUUGCCGAAAAGAAGAAUUCUAAAGACACCAUGAAAGACAUAAAAGCAACAGGUGGUAAUGAGACAGCAGGCAAAAAGGAGGCUCCACUGGCAGAUCCUGAGCCAAUUUCGGAUAUAUCAACUGGUCAGAAUACAUCGCUAGCCACCAAUUCUCCAACUAAUGGCAAUAUACCUAGAGCAGCACUCACAAGGGCUCAACAGCAACAAAGUAUUCAACAAUCUAAUUAUAGUGAUUCUGUAUCGAGUACACCACAAACAGUAAACGCACCAUGCGAGAUACCAGUUGUGGCUACACUGCCUUCCAAUCUUCUAUCACUCCAAGGAAAACCUCUAACUCAUCGGCGGACUGAGAAAGAUCGAAAAAUUGUAGUCUACAUUCUAGCUGCCGAUAAUGAACAUAAUUUAGAAAAAUCUGUAUUACAUAGUAUCUAUAAGAGCUUAAAAGAUCGUUGUGCAUAUCGCGGGUUCGAACUUAUAAUCUCAGACUGCCAUAGUAGCACGGAUGCCGAAAAGAGCGAAACAAAAGUCUUGGACGUACGAAAAUGGGUGCAGAGUCCGUUGGAAGCUCAAGGCGGUCACGAGGAAGCGGCCAAUUGUUUAGCUGAGAUAUCAAGACACUCUAACUCAUCAUAUAUAAUUCCGGUUCUGUUUCUGGGAACAUCACUAGGAACACCAUUGCUUCCAUUGACAAUAGAGAGCCAGGACUUCACCACCGCCCUCACUUUGACUGACGCUUCGAAAAAGAGCCUUCUGGAGAAAUGGUAUCGAAUUGAUAAUUCAGCACAGCCACCUUGCUAUCGCCUGAAUACCAAAGAGGUCCAAGAGAAUCCUGAAGCGAACAACAAUGAGUUGAAUAGCCUGUUGGACAUUAUUGUCGAUAUCUUCUCAAAAGAACUUCGCGACUCGUAUCUUACAACCGUUGUCGAACAGGAGAUCAACAACACCGUCCUCAUUAGCCAGGAAUUGGCAAAGCGAUGUAUCUGGAUUCAGACAGGAAGCAUUCCCCCAAAACUCUCAGAGAAUCCUUCGUCCCUGGAGACUGAAAUGGCUCGACGCUUGAACAGUAUACAUGCCGAUUUGAAGACGCAGUUAUCAGAAAAGAAUCUCAUUCGAAUCCCGCCAACCAUUCAGGUCCAAGAGGAUCAACUCGCAGCAAUUAUGGAAAGCCUGAUUUCAACCGUGAUCGACAGUAUAGCUGAGGAACAUCUGAAUAAGUUCGCAAUUCCAAGUUGUACAUUUGGCGUAGAUAAAAGAUUGUUGGGCGAAAUGGAAGCCGUUAGUCAGUACUCCAAAAUUCUAGGUCAGAAUUGUGCCAAUUUUGUGAUAAUGGAUAAAUUAAGGAAUUACUUAUCGGGGAUAUCAUCGGCCCCGCUUGUGAUCUAUGGACCCCCAGGAAGUGGGAAAAGUGUUCUGGCUGCAAAAAUAAUGCACAACGUUCAUGUUUGGAUUCCGGAGUGUAGUUUAAUUCUGAGGUAUGGAAAUCUCACGGAGCUAUCAUCAGAUUUAGUAUCUUUAUUGGGAUCUAUAGCGGAACAAAUUUCUGUCUUAACAUUAGAGCAACCGUGUAGGAUUAACCAUACUCUAGAAGCGUACUCGAAUUUUAUCAAAACUAGACUAGAAACUACGAAAAUUCAACUGGUGAUAGCUAUCGAUUCCUUAGACGACAUCGAUUGCCUCGAGUCAUUGGAUUGGCUUCCACUUCAACUACCACAAAAUAUAAAAAUUGUAAUCACAGUCACUGCUCCCGAAACGGAAUCAAACAAAGAUUCCAAAGGACCUUGGGUCAUCAAUGAAUUGAAAUCGCGGAAGCUUGCCGACGAUUGCUUCCUUGAGUUGACCAAGUUCUCAAACGAGCAGUGGCGUGAUGUAUUGAAUUUCGGAGGAGGGGAUUUCUACGCGGCCAACGGUGCACUCCAACUACCCGAAGCUUGGAAAGGUGCUACUGAGAAAGUUCCACUUCAAGCUAAGAUACUGUGGUGGCUAGCGUGGUUGGGCAAUUGUGAGAUUGGAGAUACAAAGCUAGAGUUAUGUGUUCAACGAGUUUUCGAUACAAUCGAGGCCAAAUUCACACCAGAAGUAGCUGGAGUUAUUUUGUCAAUAUUAAUAGCAUCUAGGAAUGGAAUACGUGAAGUAGAUUUAAUAACGAUAAUUGGUGAUUUACAAAUAGCUAAAGGCUGUUCGCCAUCGCGACUGUGGUUUAAAUUCUGUUGGCUAUUGGGACCAAUGCUGCUGCAUAUGAAUCAAAUAAUUAUUAUGGAUAAACUGUUGCGAAUAGCUGCAUCCCAACGAUAUUCCACCAAAGUUUGUGAAGCACAUCGGAUACUUUGUGACUACUUUAAAAAGCAAAACCUCGUGUUUACUGACAUUAAAGGGAAAUAUAAGUGUUAUAACGUACAAAAACUUUUACAAUUGCCUUAUCAUGCAUACAUGAUCGAUAAAUUGCAACAACAACAACAAUCAUUUAUACGCUCAGUGUAUCUAACCGAUUUACACUGGAUCCACGAUAAACUAAUCGCAACUGGAUGUGUUCAAUUACUUAGCGAUAUAAUUAUAAUUGAGAAAUAUUUAAAAUCAAUAGGCAAAAAAUUAGAUGAUCACGUACACUUAAAAGUACUCAAGAACUUCCUGGAGAAUCAUAUACGAGAGCUAAACUACGACGGCAAUCAAUUCUAUGCGCUCCUUACCACCUGGAUAAAGACAGAGGUUAAGGAGCAGCCAGACUUAGGGAAGAACGAAGUCAUCACUGCAUGGACAGAAUAUCUGGGGAAUGUGAAGGCAACAUAUCUGGAACGCUUAAACAAAUUCGAGCUGGCUACGGAGGAGGAGGCAAAGCAGAAAGUGGGCUACGAUGCUAUAACCAACUUGGGCGGAAAAGGAUACUUCGUAGCCUCGAUAAGUACCGAAAGGGAGGAGAUUUGCGUAUGGGACGUCCCUUCCUGUCGGCAGGUUAGAAUUCUUAAGGGGGGUCCACAGCCAACAACGCUCUGUCCUGUCGGAGAGUAUGGAGCUGCAGUCCUGUGCCGAAGGGAGAUUAAAGUAAUUGAUCUCGAUGAAGGGAAAUUUAGGGUUACACUCAAAGGCGUCAUGAAUCAAAAGAUGCCAUACUUUGGGUUACACGACUCUACGCAUCUAGUAUGUUUGUCCCGGAAUCGCAUGUACGUUAAUCUUAUGAACCUGGAGUCAGGAGACUGUGUCACCACAUUCAAGGCAGGGGAAGAUCGUUUUCUCAACUCUUUACUAGUGUCUGGAGAUGGAAGGAUCCUAGUUUGUGGUGACGAAACACAAAAACCCUUCCCUCUUCUCGUAUGGCAUUUAUCACAGCGAAAACUGCUCUACGAUCUGCGAAUACCACAUCAUGAUUUCAUCACAUCUCUAUCAGCAAUCACUCACGAAGGAUCCUAUGUUUGUGUUGUAGCCAAAGAACUAAAUGAACCCACACCAAAUUUCAUAGUCGUUUAUGAUCUACAAAGUGGAACCUUGUUCAAAAAAUGGAAACCUUCAUGUAAUACCGUGUCACUGGCGAUAUCCCAGACAAAUGCUUGCGUAAUCGCCGGAUUAGAGGAUUCAAGGAUUCUUAUUUGGGAUCUCGUCACGGGAAACUGUAAAUGCACGUUGUCUGGACAUAAUGCACCUGUGACGCUACUUAAACUUGAUCCUUUGGGAAAGGUUUUACUGUCGGGUGAUAAGGACGGGCGAGAUACUUCAAUACGAUUAUGGGAGCUGGAUUCUGGUAAAUCUCUAGCCGUCUACACUCCUCCUGCCAAAAUUCAAACUUGUGAAAUCCUGUCUAAUGGAAGAUACGUUGUUUUAGCUCUAGAAAAGCACAUAAACCUAAUCACAUUAUGUCUACGAAAUUAUCAUCCUGAAGGUUCUGAAAAUGAGGAUCUAUCCUCGGGUGUAUAUGGAAAACCUGAAAAUGAUGGCAAGUCAUUUACUCUGUAAAAAAAUCAAAAAUCGGCAUUCAAUUAAAUUUUAAUUUUAAUUAAUUAUUUAUAAUUUAAAUUAAAGCUCGAUAUUAUUAUUAGGCAUCAGUAUAAUGUGUAAGUAGCCAAAUUAACUAAAUAUUUGAAGUGCUGUGGAUUGAAAUGAAGGUAAAAUCUCGGCCAAGUAGUUUCAAUAGUACAAUUUACCCCCUAUCUCCUACAGACUAUGUUUCUUUCUUUUGGAAUUAUAGCUUACUGUACCCCCUUCAAUACAUUUUUUUUCAUUUUUCUGACUAACAUAUAUACCUACUUUAGACCUGCCUCCCGAGACUACCGCUACAUAGGUAAUGAUUGACAUUUCUACAUGUGAUAUGUUCUCAAAAGCACUUCCAUAUCCGGAAACGCACACAGGACUUCCUUGGUAUCUUUACAUCGCGUAAUACAUCCGUCACCUGAUGCAGUGUAGUUUUGAUUGAUUGUCCUGCCCGGUAUCCUUCAUGACAUGGAUGUAAGACCCUUCGGGUUAGAACGUUGGCUCUAAUGUAAUUGUCCACUGUUCUCAGUAAAAACUCCCUUUUCCGGCCUACAUGUCCUUGGUGUAUGUCCCAAGCAUUGACUGUCCGUUACUACCCUUGGUAGGGAACUUAAAAAAACUUUUAAGCCCUCUGAAGUAGUGCUGAGAUAUCAUCCUGUCCAGGUGAUUUCUGUGAAUCAAAGGCUCCCACUCCUUGUCUUACUCUAGCCUCCGAACAUACCUAUUACGUUAUUCUCCUAUUUUUCCCUCUCUCUACUCUGUUAAUUAUUGCGGUAUCCCCCUAAUAUUGGUAUCCUCCAUCCUGAAAAACGAGUUUUAAGUAGUAGGUGUACCUUGACUCUUCGUUCUCGAUAAAUGUUCCAUUUUCUUUCUUCAGACAGAUAUAGAAAAUUGCAUUGUCAUUCAUUGCAUUCUUGUACAUAUAGCCUGACUUGUUUCGGUGGCUUAUUCUAUAACUUUAAAAAAAUCCUGGGGAUGUUGUUCUUCUAAUCACGUUGUUGCACGUCGUCAAUGUAUUUUUGUACCUAGACCAGUCAAUUCCUUGAAAACCCUCCAGUUCCUAACCAACCAAUUCAUAAGACUAUUCCCUAUUCACAUCCUCUGGGCUGGUGCUACCCGAGAAUAUUGCUGAGUUUCUUACAUUAGAUACCUCCUACCUAUUGCUAAGGAAAUAUUCAAGAACCUCGUCAAUUGGUGUCGCUGCUUCCCCAUUGAAGCCGCUAAAAAAUUUUAGUACCUUCCUCUCGCAAUGCUUCACCAGUCUAUCGACUUGUUUCGAUAGAAACCCUCUAUCAUUUCCCAUCCGAAUGCCACGACUGCCUCUCGAGUUCUCCCGUCGGCUCGGAAACAUGGAUAGCCACGAGAUCUUCGAUUAAAAACUAUGAAAAAAUAUAUAUUUUCAUUUGGAUUCAAGGAUGAUGCGAGUUUUUGGUUUUCCACAAGCGGAGAUUCCCAAAUUACUUGCAUACUUCUUCCUUGCAGAUCUUCCCUUGCUACAUUCAAAGUUUUUGACCCAGCACUAUGUCCUUCUUAAAAAAUUGCCUUUGCAGUUGUGAGUCGCUACCAGUCUUGACUCUUCAGAGAUCCAGGUUCAUAUGGUCCGGCCUUUCCACCUUAAUAGACAGCAGAUCAACUGCCUUAUUCGAUCCUGCCCUUUCGGUCACCAUAGUCUCUCCGAUUCCCUCAGUCAUCAUCCGAGGUUUGCUCCGAAAUGCAUCAGGAUAUUAGCCAAUCUAGAUGAUUCGCAUGGCCAGGAUAGGGAAUAUGUCUAUUCAGUAAGCUCCCAUCUGAUCCCGAUGCAACAAUUAGAGUUCUUCAAGCAAGUGGUCCAAUUGUUCAUAGAUUGCUGGAAUUGCACUUAAGCCUCAAGGGGGUCUUUCAAUUUUUUACCUUCUGAAGGGGUUCAGCUUAAAGCAAGCAAUCAAACUUAUCCACUUAUUUGGUGCAUGCUAAUAAUGUCUCCCCCCUCUCUCGUCAAAUAGAUGUGAAUGGCAUUUUUUUUAUGGGCGGAGGUGCAAAUCUUAAAAAGACGCUGCUGCGCUAUAUUGAGAAUAGUGUGCGGGAUUCUCACCACCCUCACUCUUCCGACCACAUCCAUGGGCAACCACGGUGAGUUAUUAUCUCGCGGAGAGGAUUCUAGUCUACACUAGCUUGAUCAAAUCAUGCACCCAUCACACUUUCCAGCCUUGAUCCAGUUUCUGAAGCUUGUUUUCAUCUGAUCUCAACAUCUCCUCCACGAGAUUAUGGGGUCUGAUAACUACGUUGAGGAUGUCGCUCAACCUGAGCCAUCGGAAAAUACCAUAUACCGCUUCCUCGGAUUAUGUGGUACAUUCGAAACAAUCGGGACACUCGUCCAAUCCGAAGCCAUGUAAACACUUUUUAGAACCGUAAGGAACUGCAUCAGGUGGUAGUUCACUUUAUGCAAUCUCCUGGGGGAUCAGUCUGUGGAUCCAACGACCGGUUCCGGAAUUAUUUCAUCGUCUGUAUAGCACCCUUCUAGUGACUUCCGCAGACUAAUUUCAAAUAAAUUCCCCUCAUUCGCGCAAUGAUGCAAGCUGAUUUACUCGAUGCUGCCGAAUAAACGCUGCAAGCCAUCGAUGCGAUUGGCAGGUAUGUCGAAAUCAUCCCCUUCUGGUUGAUAACGGAGUUCAGUUCUCCCGACCAGAUAGAACUCGGGUAUAUUAAGAUGGAUUUCACAACCUCUGUGGUAGGCAGUCGGCGAUGGUAUUUUCAAAUAAGAAUUGUUGAUGCGACAAUCCAACUGGAUCAGGGCGUUAGAACACUUCAUUCAAGACCGUAAAGGUACACUAUAGGAUUACAAUACCCUGUCAGCAUUGCGCUCGCCCGUCAUUAUUACCCCGACUUGACACAGGUACUCGUUCACAUCGGUAUGAAUGAACUGACAUCCGACAUCUAGUCACACAACAAAUCCCACUGCGACCAGUGAGAUUUAAACCAAGACUUCUCAUACGACAGCCCAGCGCUGUAACCACUGAGCAAUCAACGUUGCCUCCUCUGACACGCGAGUUCCAAGCGUCCCAGGAUACAUUAAAUUCCACAGCAAGGGUCUCAAUCCAAUACGGAUUCUUGAGGAACAUUUGUUGUCAUAAUGUAUUCUUUCGGUCUUGUACUCGUACUAGAGAAGCUCUUCAGUAGUUAACACUCAAUGAACUAAGCUAAGUAUCCAAACCCACCUACUUUAGCCAAGUUGUCAAUCGACCGAAUUAAAGGCAUUGCUUACGUCAAGUAAGUGCUCAGACAAGCCCACGACCAUUGAUGUUCCAUUGACUGCAGAAAAGCGGCGCCGAAACCGUCGAAACUGUCGACUCUAUAGAACCGUAAAUGGAAACAGCCUUCUCCAACAUCUUUUUCACGCAGAUCAAAAUAUAACAAGAGGGCAUACCAAGUGAUUUUGGUGUUUCGGUAGCAGCAACUUCUACUAAGGGAAAACACUCCUUCUACCAAGCGUGAUUUAAAUGUGCUUAUGAGCCAUUUUAGCCUAGUCUUAGCAGCUAUUUGAGCCUUGUUAUCCCCAAGGUGUCCGGAUAGCUGAGUGGUUAGAGCGCAAGGCUGUCGUACGGAAGGCCGCGGUUCAAAUCUCACUGGUGGCAGU
Molecule: messenger RNA, 9121 nt
Organism: Hermetia illucens (black soldier fly)
Lineage: Eukaryota; Metazoa; Arthropoda; Insecta; Diptera; Stratiomyidae
Exons: 11
Coding region: 1468-5493 (1341 amino acids)
Molecular function (GO): protein binding
Source: RefSeq, a predicted model, not a curated record